This is a messenger RNA of Perognathus longimembris pacificus (Pacific pocket mouse), 2908 nucleotides long. RefSeq names its product protein SDA1 homolog. Gene Ontology annotation, cellular component: nucleolus. Gene Ontology annotation, biological process: ribosomal large subunit biogenesis; ribosomal large subunit export from nucleus. The record is from RefSeq and is a predicted model, not a curated record. Lineage: Eukaryota; Metazoa; Chordata; Mammalia; Rodentia; Heteromyidae.
AUGGCCCGGAAUGAGAUCCCGCCUCCUCCAGCCACGCUCCCUGCGCCCGCACAGGAGGGAAAGGUCGGGCCGCUUCAGGGCGGUGGGGUGGACGCCGGGCACAACAACAAGCUGCCCAGCAACCUGCCACAGCUCCAGAACCUGAUCAAGCGCGACCCGCCGGCUGACGCUGAGGAGAACAUAACAGACUUAAAUUUGAUUUCUCUACAGUUUCACCAGCAGUAUAACCACUACAAAUCCAAUGUGGAGGUUUUCAAGUUACAACCGAAUAAACCCAGCAAAGAACUGGCAGAACUGGUGAUGUUUCUGGCACAGAUCGGCCACUGCUAUCCAGAACACCUAAGUAACUUCCCUCAAGAGCUGAAAGAACUUCUCUCCUAUAACCAUACCGUCUUGGAUCCAGAUCUUCGCAUGACAUUCUGCAAAGCUUUGAUCUUGCUGAGAAAUAAGAACCUCAUCAAUCCAUCAAGUUUGCUGGAGCUCUUCUUUGAACUUCUUCGUUGCCAUGAUAAGCUCCUGCGAAAGACUUUAUACACACAUAUUGUGACUGACAUCAAGAACAUAAAUGCAAAACACAAAAACAAUAAAGUGAAUAUAGUGUUACAGAAUUUCAUGUACACCAUGCUAAGAGACAGCAAUGCCACUGCAGCCAAGAUGUCUUUGGAUGUGAUGAUCGCACUUUACAGAAGAAACAUCUGGAAUGAUGCCAAAACCGUGAAUGUUAUCACAACUGCCUGUUUCUCAAAGAUCACCAAGAUAUUAGUGGCUGCUUUGACAUUCUUCCUUGGGAAAGAUGAAGAUGAGAAACAGGACAGCGACUCAGAAUCUGAGGAUGAAGGACCCACAGCAAGAGACCUGCUGGUUCAGUAUGCCACCGGGAAGAAGAGCGCCAAAAACAAGAAGAAGCUGGAGAAGGCGAUGAAGGUGCUUAAGAAACAAAAGAAAAAGAAGAAGCCAGAGGUGUUUAACUUUUCAGCUAUUCACUUGAUUCAUGAUCCUCAAGAUUUUGCAGAAAAACUCCUGAAGCAGCUAGAGAGCUGUAAGGAGAGGUUUGAAGUGAAGAUGAUGCUCAUGAACCUCAUCUCCAGAUUGGUGGAGAUUCACGAGCUUUUUCUCUUCAACUUCUAUCUCUUUGUGCAAAGGAUCUUGCAGCCCCACCAGAGAGAAGUAACAAAGACUCUGUUUGUGGCCCAAGCCACUCACCAGCUUGUUCCCCCAGAGAUCAUUCAGUCGUUGCUCAUGACUGUGGCUAACAACUUCGUCACUGACAAGAACUCAGGGGAAGUCAUGACUGUGGGAAUCAAUGCUAUAAAAGAGAUAACAGCUCGAUGUCCUCUAGCCAUGACUGAAGACCUUCUUCAAGACCUGGUUCAAUAUAAGACACACAAAGAUAAGAAUGUAAUGAUGUCUGCUAGAACUUUGAUUCAGCUCUUCCGGACACUGAAUCCUCAGAUGUUGCAGAAGAAAUUUCGGGGUAAACCUACAGAAGCCUCUGCAGAAGCAAGAAUACAGGAAUAUGGAGAAUUAGAUGCCAAAGAUUACAUUCCAGGAGCUGAGGUCCUAGAAGUUGACAAAGAAGAGAAUGCUGACAAUGAUGAAGAUGGAUGGGAGAGUGCCAGCCUCAGUGAGGAGGAGGAGGAGGAGGAGGAGGGUGCUGAUGGCGAAUGGGUUGAUGUCCACCACUCUUCUGAUGAAGAGCAGCAAGAAAUCACCAAGAAGCUGAACAGCAUGCCGGUGGAGGAGUGCAAGGCCAAAGCCGCAGCCAUCAGCACGAGUCGGGUCUUAACUCAGGAAGACUUCCAAAAGAUCUGGAUGGCGCAGAUGAGGAAGGAGCUGGAUGCCGCCCCCGGGAAAGCACAGAAGAGGAAGUACAUCGAUGUGGACAGUGAUGAGGAGUCCAGAGGUGAACUGCUGUCUCUUCAGGACAUUGAGCGCCUUCAUAAAAAGCCAAAGACUGACAAAGAGACGAGACUAGCAACUGCCAUGGCUGGAAAGACAGACCGGAAGGAAUUUGUGAGGAAGAAAACCAAAAUAAAUCCAUUUUCCAGCUCCACAAAUAAAGAGAAGAAAAAACAGAAGAACUUCAUGAUGAUGAGAUACAGCCAGAAUGUUCGAUCAAAACACAAGCGUUCCUUCCGAGAAAAGCAGCUGGCGCUUCGAGAUGCACUUUUGAAAAAGAGGAAAAGAAUGAAGUAAUUUCAAGCCCGUCUUUUUAUCCCAGAAAGACUUAAGUUUGUAAUCUUACUCUGAAUUUUUAUAAAUCAAGAACAUGUGUUUACAUUAAAAAGUUAAGAAGCAGUAUAUUGUGAAACCCACAGUAAGUCUGAUAGCAAUUGAUGUUUUUAAUUUGGAAGAUAGAUGACACGUGAAUGUUUAAAAUGUAAAUAGUCGUGGCUUUCGUUUAACAUUUGUACGGAGAACUUAGGAAGUGCCUGCGGUUGUCACUGUGAGUCUCAUGAGCCCCCUCGGGCCCUUCACAGGUGGUGGAGGGCAGGUGUGUAUUGGAGAGAUGACAGUGCCGUGUAAAUAGUUCUUUGUGGCGCGGGCCUGUGUCUAGGAUGAUAGACACGGACUGGUCUGCAGGGGGAGGAGUUGUAUAGUCUCUUAAAACAAAACAGGACAGUGUUACAAGAGUAAGAGGGUCUUACUUGUAAAUAGGCUUACCUGCUGAAAGCAGGUUUCUGCUGUACAGAUUUUAGGGAGACACCAGCUCUUUUAGUUGAUCCAGAAGAUUACAGUAUUGUACUUCAAAAAUGGUAUGUAAAGAUUUUUGUGUAAGAGUUCACAUUUAAAUUGCCUUAACUAAAUAAUAAUUUUGCAAUGUCUGUUUUGUCAUUUGAGCUUCCUGGUCUUGUUGUGUGUGUGGCUUGGAGGUUUUGCGAUGUGUUACUUUGGCAGUGCUGGAGAU